Molecule: messenger RNA, 897 nt
Organism: Brassica napus (rape)
Lineage: Eukaryota; Viridiplantae; Streptophyta; Magnoliopsida; Brassicales; Brassicaceae
Exons: 1
Coding region: 1-897 (298 amino acids)
Source: RefSeq, a predicted model, not a curated record
AUGCUUGCUGGAGAUUCUCUUUGGGGCCAAUGGAUCAGAAGGAAUUUGCUUAAAAAGAAGAGUUUUUGGGAAGUAAAAGAGAGCACGCAGACAGGCUCUUGGGUUUGGAGGAAAAUGCUCAAGUUGAGAGAUGUCGCUAGAACGUUCCAUAUGAAGGUAGUAGGGAAUGGGAGACAUAUUUCCUUCUGGUUUGAUCGCUGGUCGGAGAUUGGGGUGAUGAUUGAGGUACUUGGUGACAGAGGUUUAAUUGAAAUGGGAAUUCAUCGGGAAGCCACUUUGGAGGAGGCGAUUUGGAACCAUCGGAGGAGGAAGAGACAUAGACGGCCUCUGUUAAAUGAAGUCGAAAAGGAGCUGAGUAUAGUCAAAGAGAAGCUGAUUCUGGAUAUGGACGAUGUGGAUUUGUGGAGAUGGAAGUCAGGUUUCAAACCCAGCUUCUCAACUGCUGAGACUUGGUCGAUGACCAGAGAAGUAGCGACGCCAUGCAUCUGGGGGCAGAGUAUCUGGUUCGCACAGGCCACACCAAAAUUUUCCUUCAUGACCUGGAUCGCCAUACGAGACCGACUAGCCACAAUGGAUCGAAUCGCUGUUUGGAAUCCAGGUGUAGACACUACUUGUGUGUUAUGUAAAAGAGCCCCUGAGACAAGAAAUCACCUCUUUUUUGAGUGCUCCUUCUCAUCCUGGAUUUGGGAACAUAUUGUCAAAGGGCUGUUGGGAAGAGCCUACUCGAAUAAGUGGAAUAUAAUGGUGGAGCUAAUAUCUGUUUCGACAAUGGAGAAAAGGAAAAGGUUCUGUCUCAGAUAUGCAUUGCAGGUCACUGUGUAUACACUGUGGUGGGAGCGUAACAAGCGACGACAUGGUGACCCUCCAAGGCCGAUGCAAGUUUGGCUAAAUUCAUAG